GUCCACAGAAAGACAGGCCAAGUAAAGGGAAGGGAACUUUGCACGCUGACCUCGCUUCCUCUCCUCCAGCAACUUGGUAUCAAGUGCGCCUCAAGGAAAUUUCAAACAAAGAAGGGGAAAAGCCGUAAAGUACCAGCUCCCAUUUCAAAAACUGAACUCUUUUUUCAGGUUGUCAUAGAUCCCUCGAUAAUUCGACAAAACUACUUCAAAUCGUGGUUCCUUAUCGAUCUCUUAUCGUGCCUGCCUUACGAUAUAUUUUAUAUGUUCAAACGUGAUGACGAGAGGAUCGGUAGCCUAUUUUCGGCAUUAAAAGUCGUCCGAUUGUUACGAUUGGGACGAGUAGCACGGAAAUUGGACAACUAUCUAGAAUACGGAGCAGCAACACUUUUAUUGUUGCUGUGUGCGUAUGUUUUGGUAGCUCAUUGGUUGGCGUGUAUAUGGUUCAGCAUAGGAGAGUAUGAAGUUCGAAUCAAGAUGGAUAAUCCACUGUUGCCGGAUGGUUGGCUGUUCCGAUUAGCGAACGACCUCAAAUCACCAUAUAAUAUCAACCUAUCAAAUAGGACACGGUUGGUUGGAGGGCCAUCAAGGACGAGCUCAUAUAUAUCAUCUCUAUAUUUCACUAUGAGUUGUAUGUCAACAGUCGGUUUUGGUAACAUUGCCAGUACAACGGACAACGAAAAGGUGUUUGGAGUCUGCAUGAUGAUCAUCUCGGCUUUGCUUUACGCUGCCAUUUUUGGUCAUAUGACGACGAUUAUUCAACAGAUGACCUCGGCAACUGUUAGGUACCACGAUAUGAUCAGCAACGUUCGAGAGUUCAUCAAACUUCAAGAAGUUCCCAAAGAACUUGCCGAACGUGUCAUGGACUAUGUGGUAUCAACGUGGGCUAUGACGAAAGGCAUCGACACGCAGAAGGUACUCGGCUACUGUCCGAAAGAUAUGAAGGCUGAUAUCUGUGUACAUCUGAAUCGAAAAGUGUUCAAUGAGCAUUCAUGUUUCCGUUUGGCAUCCGAUGGCUGUCUUCGUUCGCUGGCUAUGUAUCUUGAGUCCAAUCAUGCUGCCCCUGGUGAUCUCCUCUAUCAUACCGGUGAAUCUGUGGAUGCAUUGUGGUUCGUCGUCAGUGGAUCGUUGGAGGUGAUUCAAGACGAGGAAGUAGUCGCUAUUUUAGGUAAAGGUGAUGUGUUUGGCGACGAAUUCUGGAAAAACAACGGUUCAACGGGUCAGUCAGCAGCUAAUGUGCGGGCGCUCACUUAUACCGAUUUGCAUAUGAUCAAAAAGGAUAAGUUGAUGGAGGUAUUGAAUUUCUACAAAGCGUUCGCCAAUUCGUUUGCCAGAAAUCUCGUCCUCACCUACAAUUUGACGCAUCGUUUGAAAUUCCGGAAGGUGGUCGACGUGAAACGAGAAAAAGAACUCGACGCGCGGCGGAAGAAUGAAAAGCUCACGUUGCCACCCGAUCAUCCUGUACGGAAACUGCUCUUCCGAAUGCGAGAACGUCAUGGACCACGAAUAUUCCCUAGUCCGAUGUUCGCUGAUAUAGAGAAGGGCAUGAAAAAGCAUCCAACAACAACGGAGAUGAAUCGAGUUUCAUCAGUACAUUCGAUGGUCGACGAAACGUCCAAUUUGCUCUCAUCAAGUUAUCCGUCUCGAUCACCGCGGAAUGGCCAGAAAAACAAGCGACCGCCGUUGCUCAAGCGCCAGACUGUUGACGAAGAUGCAUUCUCCCGAACGAGUUGGGGAGGUUCGCCUGGGGACUUAAAGCAUAAGGAUAAGGAUUGGGUUUCGUUGAAUAACAUUCGAUCAGAGAUGAGGUCCAAAUUCGAGGUGAUUCACGAUCGUCUCGGGAUGGUCGACCAGAUCAAUUCACGCCUCCAAAAUAUGGAACGGUUACUGAUCAUAGGAGACAAUGGGUGUCACACACCAUCAACAAUGCCGGCCACUUCUAUGAUGGUUUUGAACGAGACAAGUGGUAGUCAUCUGGAAAGUCCUGGCAAUUUUGUGGCACGAAGUGUAUCAUGGAAUCAGGAUGAGACUUGGAGGCCAGUACCUCCACUGGACGAACUGAAGAACGUCGAAUGGAACAGUGACGACAGUCCAUCUGGUGUACCGGUGAUUCAAGUCGACGAUGACACCAUCCAUCGUGCACCCGAUCGGCGGCGGAUCUAG
Molecule: messenger RNA, 2160 nt
Organism: Haemonchus placei
Lineage: Eukaryota; Metazoa; Nematoda; Chromadorea; Rhabditida; Trichostrongylidae
Source: the annotation of a GenBank genome assembly